Molecule: messenger RNA, 2766 nt
Organism: Sycon ciliatum
Lineage: Eukaryota; Metazoa; Porifera; Calcarea; Leucosolenida; Sycettidae
Exons: 10
Coding region: 163-2142 (659 amino acids)
Molecular function (GO): protein binding; NAD+ poly-ADP-ribosyltransferase activity
Source: RefSeq, a predicted model, not a curated record
UUCUUAUUCAGUUUUAUUUCGACUACUCACUACUACUAGUAUGCCCUUGUGGGCUCGCAUAGCUCCUUCCUCCUUCGCGAUUUGGGGUAGCUGUUCCAUCAUCGGGUCAGCAGCCAAGGCAGUAGACGACACGUAGUCGUAGAUCAUAUAGACCAAUCUGAAAUGGCUGAUACCAGUGCAGCGGGCAAAAAUGGUCCUGAAGCAGUGAGUGAAGAAGCUGCGAAAUCAUUUGCAACUCUCGAUAUCAAUUCUUCAUUGACAGAUACAAAUGUUGGGGAGUGUGUCUCGGAAAUACCUGACCAUAUCGGCACCCCUACCGCGUAUACCGAGGAGGAAAUAGCUGUACCGGUUGCGGAGUCGUCAGCCAAUGCAUCAGGUGCUACUGAAGUCCACCCAGCGCACCACGUGUAUAGUCGACAGCCAUCCGAAGUGGAACUGGAAAACGCCCAGCAGCUCGUUGAAGCAGUCGACCUAUUAUUUGGCGGUGGGCAGGAGGAGACAUGUGACGAUGGCGAUAAUGAUUCUGUCUGUGCUGCGGCUGUAGGUGCAAGUGCAAGUGCACAUGCAGCACCACCCGGGUUCUUUCAUCAAGAAUCUGCUACAUUCCAGGAUGACCUGGAUGAAUUGCUUCACAGUGCGGAUACUGAGGGGCCCGAGGAUGUCUCCUUUGUGGACGAUUUGGACUCGGAGGAAUGCGCCCGGCUUCAGCAGGAAGAAGCUGAAGUUCUGCAAGCAAUCCUUGGAGACGGUCUUACGUUUUGCAGCGACGACCGGCGUUCCUUGCGUGCUCAGCUGUAUCUGAACAGGGAUGGAGAAAACAUUGAGUAUGGAGCAAUUCUUUUCUUCAUACCGGAGGAGUACCCUGGCUGUGUUCCCAUCUUUGAACUCGAAGUGUCCAAGACCAAAUAUCUGGCAAUGACAGAUGCUGAUUACAUCUACGAUCAAGUACUAGCGACUGCAGUUUCCCAUGUUGGCACAGUGAUGAUCUAUGAUUUGAUAUGGCGGGCUACUUUUCUCGUGGAGUCAGUUGCUGAGUUGCGAAGUGUGCGAGAAAGUGAGCAAGCUACAGCCUGGGCCAAGGCCGCUGACGAGAAGAAAUGGCAACAGCGGCUCAUACUUCCCUGGCAAAUGCAGUCGUGUGAAUUGGCUGAACCAGCUACCGCCAAAGAGGAGACUGUGGGUGCAGAUGAGUUUGAGGCAUCCACGGCAUUGCUUGUACACGAGGGCAGCACUGCUAUGGGAGGACUGCCGGCAAAGUGUCCUGCCGUCUCAUGUGACAUGUAUAACCCAGCACACUUUGUCGGCCCGAUGAAAGACAUUCUCGCGGCAAUGCCGAAUCACCUGAGAAUUCUGAAGGUGGAGAAUAUCCUUAAGGAUGAUCUGGCGCGGCGCUUUGAAAGCUGCUGGAACAAGAUGCGUACGGCAUACUGGCACUCGGUGCGCAGGAAAAUAGACAACUUCCAGUGUGAACCAGUAAUGGCAUUCCAUGGAACAAACGAGAGGAAUCUGCCCAACAUUGUGAAACAAGGUCUAGUGGUGCCCGGAACGAAGCCUGGUGUCACGGUUCAGCAUGGCUCGUACCUGGGUGUUGGCAUUUACACAUCGCCAUCCAUCGAGCUCUCCUUGGGGUACAGCAGUCGCUUGAGGGUGAUUGUCUGCGCCGUCCUUCUCGGUCACUCGUACCACCUGGGGACGCAGUCGAAGAAGAAGAGUGAUGUGCAGUCACAUCGUGGCAGAGCGGACUCCGUCAUCAGCCCGGACGGUUUCCAGUACGUUGUGCCGUGCGCGGACCAAGUCCUGCCGUGCUACGUUAUCGACUUGGUGGAGAAGCGAACGAAGGACGAGCUCUCCAACACCGGCCGGGCGCCUCUACCUGUGAAAACCAUCACAGCACGGACUCCACUGAUCGAGGAGAGCUCUGCGGCAAAGAAGGCCAGGCUCAAAGCUAGGGCGUUGAAGUUCCUUCCGUUUGGGUUCGGUCCCGCUGGUAAGAAGGCAAUGACGAUAGAGGCUGCCGCCAGCUAUGAUGAGGAUGAAGAAAGAGAGUAUACCCAAUGGAAUGGAGCUGAUGAUGAGCAUGAUUCAGGAAGUGUUCAGGUUGUGCGCAGCGAGUUGCAACAGUACCGGUACAUGGACGAGUGAUUCCCGGUGUAGUAGCCCAUGGCAUCACACACAGACACGCACACUGCGACAGGCCGUGCAUGCUGUGCGUUGCCCAAGCCGCCGUGAGCAGCAAACUUAGCAGUGAAUUGGCGUUUGCUGUAUACCUGCUGUCAUGCGCCCAGCCCAUCACACUAACUGGACCAAGGCUUCAUCCCUAGGGUCUAGCGCUGUAGUGCCACAUGUUCCAGCCCAAGCUGAUGCAGAGUCAGCUGAUACAACCAAAGAAUCCUAAGUGAGCUGGAGGCCAAGUGGAACAAAGGAGUCGAGACACAUUCACUACAGCGCGUCAAUGGCUAUUUUUGGUCACCACCGCAUCAUACGCUAGGUAUUUUAUUCAUAGAAAUUCCCAUUUUAUUGAAAACUUUUAAUAGCAGUGUUAUUUUUCAGAAUGGGUGCUGUCAACAUGAGAUCACACGCCUUCUUCCUGCCGACUUGACUUGACUGGCUCCAUAUAUUUUGACUUAUUUUCGUUUCUCAAAAUUUCAGCAUGAACUCCAGGGUGCUCCUUGCAGGUGUCUGGGCACAUGCUAUAUUGAUUGUACCUUGCUUGCAAUAUGUGACACCGUCCAUUGAACACCAUUGGAAGAAGAAUAUUCUCUUUGA